This is a messenger RNA of Bathycoccus prasinos, 2499 nucleotides long. Its product is annotated as putative nucleic acid binding protein (ISS). The transcript has a single exon. The record is from RefSeq and is a predicted model, not a curated record. Bases 1 to 2499 code for a protein of 832 amino acids. Gene Ontology annotation, molecular function: mRNA binding. NCBI's taxonomy places the organism in Eukaryota, Viridiplantae, Chlorophyta, Mamiellophyceae, Mamiellales, Bathycoccaceae. Gene Ontology annotation, cellular component: nucleus; cytoplasm. Gene Ontology annotation, biological process: regulation of gene expression; regulation of RNA metabolic process.
AUGAGAUAUCAAUUCUUUCCCUCUCCCCGAGGAGGAGGCGGCGGAGGAGGAGGAAGAGAAGAGGACGACGACGUGAAUAAUGCAUCAUCAUCAUCAUCGGUUGUUAAAAAACCUUCCAAUGCUUCCUCUGAUUCGUCUUCUUCCGAAAACACGUCGCCGGGUCGGUCGUCGACGUCCUCGAACACCGCGACGACGACGACGACGACGACGACGACUUUGGGGAUGUUGAUGAAAGGAGGAGGAGUUCAUCAACAACAGCCAGCGCAACAAGGAGUGAGGAGAUGGCCGCCGGAAAACGCGCACACCGCGCUGAGACUUUUGUUGGAAACGAGAUGGGUGGCGAAAUUGUUCCCCGAGGAAGAGGAGGAUGAAGACGACAAAGAAGGCUUUAACGAUGAAGACGAAGGAAAGAGAACGACGACGAGCAGCAUCAGCGGCAGCGAGGGCGAUUCAGACGACGACGACGCGAAGAAAUUGAAAAAGAAGACGAACAAGGACGAGAGGAAAGAAGACUCGAUUCGAAGACUGGAAUCGCGAUACCGAGGGAUUAAAGUCGAUUUACUCGACGCGCCGAGAGAGUGCGCGAUGCGGACGUGUUUGGUGCACUGCGGCGCGCGAGAGGCGAAGUUGGAAGGCGUCGACGGGAGAGAGGAGGAAGAGAUGGGGGACGCAGAGACGAUUCACGUUGGAGCGGGAGGAGGAGGAGGAGCGACGAUUCAGACGACGACGGAGAUUUUGAAUAGCAAUAAAGUCAACGAAGUCAUCGACGACAGGUUUAAGAUUAGGAGUAAAACGGCGAAAGUCGGGGUAGAAAUCGUCAAGAAAUGUUUGGAUAUGGACGAGGAGAGUCACGCGCAACACAAUCAACUGCAAGCGAAUAACGGUCAACCGCCGCCGGCGAGACACUUUGUAAUGAGGAUGUUGUUACCAACUGGGCAGUGCGGACAGUGCAUCGGGAAAGGCGGGGCGAACAUUAAGCGGUUGAGAGAAAAGGCGCCGAGGUGCGAGGUGAAAAUACACGACGUCGGGCAGAUUCCACCGUGCGCGACCGCGGAAGAUAGAGUGUUGGAGAUGAUUGGAGCGAGAGAGGAUAUUGAGAUUGUCGCCGCGGAGUUGUUCGAGACUUUAUCGUAUUUCCAUUUCGACAAGUCGGUUUUACCGUACUUUGUGUCUUUGGCGGUAUGCAAUAGAUCGCCGCAACAAAUAUCCGCGGUCGUGGAUCAGUACGGGAGGACUGUGGGAGGCGCGAAUAGAGUACACACGCCGCCGAACAUGGCAGCCGCCGUGAAUGUCAGUUUCCCGCAUCAACAGUUCCCAGGACAGUCGCAGCUCAUGUCUAUGGUUGUUCCCUCUCCCAUGUUGGUACCGACAACGAUCGUUUCACCGCCGUAUAAUCCCGUGAUGGUCAACCACGCUGCCGCGGCGGCGGCGGCGUCGACUGGAUCAAUCGGGAAUGGCGCGUUUCAAGAUCCAGUUGCCGCCGCCGCGCAGGCGCAACAAGUCGCCGCCGCACAGAUGAUGCAACAGCAACAGCACCUUCAUCAUCAGCAGCAACAACAAAUGCAUCAGCAUCAACAGCAAAUGCAGCACCAAAUGAACGCGCUCAGCUUUGCGCCUGAUUUUCUCGGCGGCUUUGGCAUGCCGUCGACCAACAUCGAGAGUACGGGAGGAGGCAGUGGCUUCGGUGGCGCCUUUGCGCCUACGGCGCACGAAAUGGCGACAAACGCAAACGCGCCAGUCGCGGCGUUCGGUCAAGCGCGAGCGAUGAGAUACAAUCCAGUGGCCAUUGGUCCGGCUGGAGUGCCGCUCGUACCAGUCGCAGCGGCUACCCUGUCGGGCGAGGUUCCAGUUUCCGGCGUUCCAGUUUCCGGCGCGAUAAAUCCAGCUAUGGCGUCCAUGUUUUCUGGCGGCGGAUUUCCCGUCGCCAACCUUUCACAUGGAUUGGAGGUACCAGAUAUCGUCCAAACGACCACUCCGGCGGGGGCGACUAUGCCAGUCAUUCCAACGCAAAUGCUCGCGCACAGCAAAGAAGACAAGGAGGAUACGACGAACCGGUACGCGCAGUUUUUCACAUCAACUAACAAUAAACUGAACGUCUGGUCUGACAACGGCGAUGUCGCGGCGCCAAACCCAGACCCUCUGAAUAUCAUCAAUUUUCUCCCCGGGGACGAUUUAUACGCGUUCGAUGAAGAUGCAAACGGGAACGUCAAUUAUGCGCAAGCGGUUCCAGUCGUCAACGACGAACAGGACGAGUUCACCGAGAUGGCGAAAAUUUCCAUCCCAAAGACAUCUCUUGGCAUCGUCUUGGGCGAAGGUUCUGCGAAUACGAGAGUUGUCGCGAGAAUGUCCGAUUGCUACAUUUCCGUCGCGGUUGAUCCGAAUCCAAACGCCGAAGAAGCGACGAUUUGCAUGCUCGGUAAAACAGAAGACGCGGUUGAAAAUGCAAAAGACGCUCUCGAAGCGCUCGCCUUGGGCGCAGAAAGCCAUCCGCAUUAUUAA